Messenger RNA from Pipistrellus nathusii (Nathusius's pipistrelle), 276 nucleotides. The record is from the annotation of a GenBank genome assembly. Lineage: Eukaryota; Metazoa; Chordata; Mammalia; Chiroptera; Vespertilionidae.
AUGGCUGACCUGGAGGUGGCCAUCUGCAUGAUUAUGGACGUGUUUGCUCGCUAUGCAAGGACGCGCGGCAGCAGGCAGAGCCUGAGCAAGGAGGAGCUGAGGGAGCUCCUGCAGAAGGAACUCCCGGGCUUACUGGAGGGCGGGAAGGAGGACGCCAUGGACAAGCUGUUCAGGGGCCUGCACACCGGCGAAGACGCCACCGUGAGCUUCCAGGAGUUCAUCGUGCUGGUGGCCGGGCUCAUGUCUGCCUGUCACAAGCACUUCCAGGAGGAUUGA